AUGGAGGAAGUCAAGCUCCCCGUGUUUUCAACUAUAAAAUUGUCAAUUCCCAUUCCUCAUUGUCUUCUUAUAACUCUAAAUCGGCCCGAGAGUCGCAAUGCUUUUGACGGAAUCACGCAUUGGGCCCUCAACUCCAUUUUGAAUUAUUAUGAACGAACCGAUUACUUUCGUGUCGCCGUGCUUACUGGCAGUGGAGAUGUGUUUUGUGCAGGUCAAGAUCUAAAGUUUGCAUCAAGGAUUGCUGAAAUCGCUCAAACUGAACCUUACAAGUCUAUUCCUGCUUUGCUCAAACCAACCCCAAAUGGAUGGGGAGGAUUAUCUCGUAGACCUACACUCGUCAAGCCCUUGAUCUCAGCAGUCAAUGGUGCUGCACUAGGCGGCGGUUGCGAGCUCGCCCUCUCGUCAGAUAUUGUUGUGAUAUCAGACACCGCUAUAAUUGGUUUACCAGAAGUAAAAGUGGGUCUAUACGCUCCGUGGAGCGGAACGCAUUUCUUGCCGAGAACGGUUGGAUUACAAAGAUCAAAACAAAUGAUUAUGACUGGAGAUCCAAUCUCUGCUCAUACUGCCAAGUUGUGGGGGCUCGCAAAUCGUGUAGUGCCACGGGAACAAGUACUGCCAGAGGCCUUAAAGAUUGCUGCUAAGAUAUUAGAGGUUUCACCUGAUGCUACUCGUGCUGUUAAGAGCAUGGCGAUUAGGUCAAUGACAACCGCUUCAUGGAUGGACGCGUCUAGAGAGGGCGAGACAUCACGAGAGAAUGAUGCAAUGUAUGCAGGGGAGAAUCGAGCUGAAGGUGUCAAGUCGUUUGUCGAGAAACGCAAACCAUCUUGGAAGGGUUAUUCUAAAUUGUAG
Synchytrium microbalum is the source of this 849-nucleotide messenger RNA. RefSeq lists its product as uncharacterized. Lineage: Eukaryota; Fungi; Chytridiomycota; Chytridiomycetes; Synchytriales; Synchytriaceae. Gene Ontology annotation, molecular function: catalytic activity. Bases 1 to 849 code for a protein of 282 amino acids. The transcript has 5 exons. The record is from RefSeq and is a predicted model, not a curated record.